Messenger RNA from Xenopus laevis (African clawed frog), 2128 nucleotides. RefSeq names its product mitochondrial calcium uptake 2 S homeolog (gene micu2.S). Gene Ontology annotation, biological process: mitochondrial calcium ion transmembrane transport; calcium import into the mitochondrion; mitochondrial calcium ion homeostasis. Gene Ontology annotation, cellular component: uniplex complex; mitochondrial intermembrane space; mitochondrial inner membrane. The record is from RefSeq and is marked provisional. Gene Ontology annotation, molecular function: calcium ion binding. Lineage: Eukaryota; Metazoa; Chordata; Amphibia; Anura; Pipidae.
GCGGCUAAUGACAGGUGACACUUCCGGGAUCAUGGCCGCUUGGAGAGCAGUAUUCCCAGUUCUGUUGCGGAGAUUGGGGACUGUAGGACCUGGAAGGGGCAGAAGGUCAGUCAGUGCAGUCCGACUUGUAGGAGCUGGUCUGGCCGUUGGAGGGACGGUGUGUUCCGGUGCGCUGCUCCUCACAGGGACGAAGCUACGAGGGAUUGAACGGCUGACGGUGUUGGCACAGAAAGAAGAUGCCAAUGAUGAGGCAAAAGAAAAUCAGUCAAUUAGAAAGCAGCGCUUCAUGCAGUUUGCAUCUCUGGUGUAUGAAGGAGAGUACUACAUGACCCCAAGGGACUUCCUCUUCUCUGUCAUGUUUGAGCAGAUGGAACGUAGAACUUUAUCGAAAACUCUAACAAAAAAGGAGUUAGAUGCUAUGUUGUCCCAAGCAACAAAGGCCAAGCCGGGAUCCACAUUUUUUCGAGAUCUUGGAGAUAAAGGGCUGAUUUCUUACACCGAAUAUUUAUUCCUGCUGACAAUUCUCACAAAGCCACAAACUGGUUUCGGCAUAGCAUUUAAGAUGCUGGAUACCGAUGGCAACGAGCAGGUUGAGAAGAGAGAGUUUUUUAAGUUACAGAGAAUUCUUGGGCACAAAGAAGACAUGAUGAUGGGCCCUGGAGGUGUAACAUCUACACAGGAACCGUCUUCAGACAGCUCUGAUGUCAAUACAACAUUGCUUGUCCAUUUCUUUGGCCGUGGAGGGAGAGAGAAGCUGCAGUACUCAGAAUUUUACAAAUUUAUGGAAAAUUUACAAACAGAAGUGCAAGAAAUGGAAUUUAUUCAGUUCUCAAAAGGCCUGAACUUUAUGAGGAAAGAAGACUUUGCAGAGUGGCUGCUUUUUUUCACGGACGAGGAGAACAAUGACAUGUACUGGCAGAACGUACAGGCUCGGAUCCCUCCCGGAGAGAGUAUCAGCAUGGAUGAAUUCAAGAGUUUCUAUUUGUUUAUGAACAACCUAGAAGACUUCUCCAUAACAAUGAAAAUGUUCAGUAGUGCAAACAGAGCUAUAAAGAUGGCCGAAUUUAAAAGGGCAGUGAAAGUGGCGACGGGCCAAGAGUUAUCAAACAAUGUGUUGGAUACGGUCUUCAAGAUCUUUGACCUUGAUGGGGACAACUGCUUAAGCCACGGGGAGUUUUUAGGCGUUCUAAGGAACAGGCUUCACCGGGGCUUAAAGCACGUGCCCCAGCAGCAGGGUAUACACGGAUACUGGAAAUGUGUCAAAAGAGAAACUAUUAAGGGAGCCAAUGAAGUCUGGAAGCAAACUGGAAAAAGUCCAUUCUAACAUCUCUCCCAAAGAAUUGUUCUGCAUCUGUGCUGGUUGUGGGUUGUGGCUUUACUGGUGUGGAGUUUUCAUGUAUUUCUGUUUACGUAUAUAUCUGUGAAUGUUUACAGAGCCAGCUAAUAACAAGCAUCUCAUGCUAUAUUUACUAUAUAUCCUGCUCCGCUCUGCCUGGGGGUUAGCGCUGAGAGGCUGCUCUCUAUCAGAUGUGCAGGAGUCUACUGGGUGCAGGGGUGCCAUGCUCUACAUAUAAAUAUUUAACAUAAAGUACACACAGAGGUGUAGCAGCUGCAAAAUCAACACAAAUAUGGAAGUCUCACUUCCUAAACACCUACAACUUCUUCUACAACUCUGCGUGAUCUUCCAUCUAUAAAAAAAAGACAAUGCACUACUGCAUAUAGGUUGUUAGGUAAGUCAUCCUCUCAUACUGGCAAUUAUGCUGUUUGUCCCAUUGGAUCAAGUCUCUAGUAACUGCCAACACAAAGGGACCAACAACUCGAGUUUUAGGCUUAUUCUGUGUCGCUAAAAGAACCAAUUUCAUUAUCCGUUCCAGUUCCACGUGCUCCUUUACAGUCUUCAUUUUCUCCCUAGCCCUGAGCUCUGCAUCUCCUGUUCCAUUUUUAUUUUUAUUAAAAAAAAUAAUGUUGGUUUUGAUCAUCUUUAAAACUGGAUUUGGUGACUAAAAUAAUUCUAUAUUUUUUUAUUAUAGGGGUGUCUUUUUAUGAAAACAAAGGAGUAUUCUCUACUUAUUUUUGUAAAACAUAUUAUUUUCAUGAAGGUUAAUUCAAUAAAAUCGGAAUAAUUAUA